Messenger RNA from Ilex paraguariensis (yerba mate), 264 nucleotides. The record is from the annotation of a GenBank genome assembly. NCBI's taxonomy places the organism in Eukaryota, Viridiplantae, Streptophyta, Magnoliopsida, Aquifoliales, Aquifoliaceae.
GAAAUGGUGAACAAACGGGGAGGAAAUGGAAAACAGGAGGAUAAAUCCACUGAGGAUGAAUACCCAGAACGACAAAAUGAGAAUAUUGCUGAACCGAGACUUGGAGGGUUACAACAAUUAUAUCAAUGUCUGGCUACACUUACUACACUAAUCCAGACUCAGAUACCAGGAUUAACUAGAAACCCAGAAAAUACACUUAUGCAGUCAGAACAGGUCCAAGGAGUGAGGAAUGUAGAGAUUCCUCCAGUACCUAAUAUAAUUUGA